Molecule: messenger RNA, 662 nt
Organism: Sipha flava (yellow sugarcane aphid)
Lineage: Eukaryota; Metazoa; Arthropoda; Insecta; Hemiptera; Aphididae
Gene: mRpL14
Product: 39S ribosomal protein L14, mitochondrial
Exons: 2
Coding region: 175-606 (143 amino acids)
Biological process (GO): translation
Cellular component (GO): ribosome; mitochondrion
Molecular function (GO): structural constituent of ribosome
Source: RefSeq, a predicted model, not a curated record
AUAGCAUUCAGCGUCCGUUAUCAAACCACCGCAACUCUUAUCUCAUAAUCGUGCGAAUUAUUACAUUUUCAUUUUAAAUAACAUUCUUAUUCUUAUUCGAUUGUUCGAUAGCUUAUUUUAAUUUUCGGAGCCAUUCGUUUUACCAUCUAAAUAAUUUAUAUAGGAAAAAGAAACAUGCUGUCGACAAUUUGUGCCGCUCGAAAAUUUUCUACAUCGGCUGUCACAAAUCAUAUAAUGAAACUGACUCGUUUACGUGUGGUUGACAAUAGUAAAAUUGGCAAGCAAGCAAUGGCUGAAGGUAAACCUCCUCGUUGCAUACAUAUUUAUAAUAAGAAAGGUAUCGGCACAAUUGGUGACAAGAUAUUGGUUGCCAUUAAAGGUGAAAAGGUUAAAGCUAUAAUUGUUGGUUGUGUUAAAGAACAGAAAGCCAAUAUACCAAGGUUUGAUAGUAACAAUAUUGUGUUGAUUGAUGAUAAUGGCACCCCACUUGGAACGCGUAUAAAUGUUCCUAUUCCAAUUAUGCUUAGAACUAUAUUGAAAGAAAAAACUUUCUCCAAAGGAGCUGAUUAUACUAAACUAUUAGCAAUUGCUUCAAACUAUGUAUAAUUGAAUUAAUUAAGUUACUUUAUACAUACAUAUAUAUAUUUAUAAAUUUAGUUGUA